This is a messenger RNA of Limanda limanda (common dab), 1623 nucleotides long. RefSeq names its product adrenomedullin a (gene adma). Gene Ontology annotation, molecular function: hormone activity; adrenomedullin receptor binding. Bases 126 to 650 code for a protein of 174 amino acids. The record is from RefSeq and is a predicted model, not a curated record. Gene Ontology annotation, biological process: regulation of systemic arterial blood pressure; adenylate cyclase-activating G protein-coupled receptor signaling pathway; adrenomedullin receptor signaling pathway. The transcript is spliced from 4 exons. NCBI's taxonomy places the organism in Eukaryota, Metazoa, Chordata, Actinopteri, Pleuronectiformes, Pleuronectidae. Gene Ontology annotation, cellular component: extracellular region.
GCUGCCUUACAGAACAGAACCAGAGGCAAUUUCAAGAAACCUGUGGAGUACUUGUUCCAGCUGAUUCUUCAAGGAGAGCUUUCUCCAUUCAACUGAACUAACAGAGGAACUGCAGAGGAGCCAAAAUGAAGUUCGUCUUCCAGUCCUUCCUCUUUUGCUGCCUUCUGGCGACAGUAGCACACUGUGUGGAACUUGAAGUCAAUUCGCAGUUGAAAAAAAGGCUUAGCAUAUGGCUGGAGAGCCGACUGAGACGGGAUCUGGACACUGUAUCAGUGGAGAAGACAGCAGAGGCUGAGCACUUAGUCAGAACAGAAGAUAUCAGGGAUACCUUGCUGCCACAUUCCAGCACUGACAUCAGUGUCCGAACCAAGAGGUCGAAAAACUCAUCAGGCCAGUCAAGAAGACAAGGUUGUUCACUGGGCACCUGCACAGUGCACGACCUGGCCCACCGCCUGCACCAGCUCAAUAACAAGACGAAGAACCGGAUUGCCCCUGUUGACAAGAUCAGCCCACAGGGAUACGGCCGCAGGCGUCGAUCUCUCCCGGCGCAGAUAUUCUCACAGAGGCAAGAGCAGGACAGGCUGAGCCCCCAGUGGAGAAUAACUGACUCACAGGUUCACAAGCUUAUGGCUCUUCUCAAACGGACAUGAGCGGGACCUUGCAAGAGGAGUUGGGAACACAAGCAAGGGAGUAGCAGAGAGUCAGUGUCCUCUCUGCUCUGUUCUAAAAUUCUCGAAAUGCCUCAGACUCUUGCCAAGUAUUCUCCAGCACAUUUUUUCCAGGCAUGAGGACUGAGUCCGAGCAAAGACUGGCUGCACUGAGUUCCUCUCAGGGCUGAGCCUUGCAGCUCAGCGAUGUAGAGCGUGCAAACAGCUGCAGCGAGCUUUCAGACACUGGAUGGCACAGCGUGGAGAAAACUACAGGUGCUUCUCUCUGCUUGGCAGAGGGGAAAGAAGAGUGCUGAUACCUGGCAAAGUGCACACACAUCCUCUGGCUUAAAGAGGGAAUUCGCUUCUAACAUUCUGGGACUUUACACACUUAUUCCUCAAGGCCAGGACUUGUUUAAGUGCUAUCCUCUAAGGAUUAAACCAACAUGUUCCAAACUGUCAGACUGUCAGUUCUUGUCUGCACUUUUCCAUUUGGACUUAGGGUCAAAUGAUUCAUCAGGAAAAGACAUCUUCAUCACAAUAUGCCAAACUGGAAUAGCUCUGAAGCUAUCGGUUUAUAUCAAGUUUUGGACACUGUAUAAUGGAAAAUGCCUUAGAUUCUGUGAGAUAUAUGUGCCAGUCCGUGAUGGAUUGAAAUAUACUUGAAAUUGUUAUUGUUUGUACAAAAACACGUGCAAUCUAUAUUUGUUUUUAUUGCAGGUAUAUGUAUAUAUGAAUUCUUUUAUUUAAAAUAUUAUAUCGAGGUUACAUUAAAGUACUUAUGCGGAUAGAACUAUUUUUGUACAGGAAGAAAUAUAUAUGGGCAUUGUAGCUAUGUGUCAUUAUUCUUUUGCAAACUGUGGUAAUAGGAAAUCUUUUUAUAUAUAUAUAUAUAUAUAUUUGUAAAUGUGUUCUAUUUUAUUUGUGUCAAAGCAAUAACGUUGUCAUUCAAUAAACUUUUUGCAUACAAAAUCUA